Messenger RNA from Gasterosteus aculeatus aculeatus (three-spined stickleback), 4560 nucleotides. RefSeq names its product transforming, acidic coiled-coil containing protein 1 (gene tacc1). Lineage: Eukaryota; Metazoa; Chordata; Actinopteri; Perciformes; Gasterosteidae. Gene Ontology annotation, cellular component: cytoplasm. The record is from RefSeq and is a predicted model, not a curated record. Gene Ontology annotation, biological process: cerebral cortex development; nuclear migration; mitotic spindle organization.
CACCACCACUACAAGCUGACCCGCCUCACAGAAUAUACGCUUCUAUCUAAUGUCCAUCUGGUGACUGGAGGGAUUAAUAUGGGUGGUAAUAUAAGUCAGAAGAAGGGCAGCGGGCGAGCCAGCGCGAGGAGUCACACCCACAGCGUCACCUCUGACUCAGAAGGCCAAUUCGACACGCCUGAAGCAGCAACUCCUGUCCACGGCCCUGCGACCUCCCCGCAAGAGCUGGAGAACAACAACACUGAUGCAGACAAAACAGAUGCGGAUCACGAGGAGCAGUUAAUAGUGACUGCUCCUGUUUGGGAUCAAGAUAUUUUCCUCAACCACAACAUGGGUCAAGAUGAGCCUGCAGUCCCCAUGGGGGGCCCACUGGAAGUUAACAUCCAGACCCUCGAAGCAGAACAAACAGAAGUCCAUGACUCUGUGGCUGUUGCUCCAUCCUCAGUGAAGGAACUUGCCGAAGUGGCUGAAUGCACAGCGCCGUCAACAGAGCCAUGCCGAGCCCCAGUCCUAGUUGCAGAUUCUACCCCGGAAGUGGCUCCAGCUCCUACUUUAGCUUCUGCUUUAGAACCUGCUCCUACUUCUACUCCUGCUUUAGCUCCAGCUCCUGCUCCAGCAUUAGCCCUGGAAACAGACUCUGUCCAUAGCAGUGAACCUGCAGUCCACACAGCUCCAGACCCCCCUGAGCAGAAACCUCUCACUCAACCAGAACCACAGUGCAAUGGCCUGGACCAGAUGGAGCCUACUCAGAAGACUAAAACCAGCAAGUCUAAGCCUCCACCCCUGAAGGUAAAGGCCUCUUUGAUCGAGCUUCCCCAACCAAAUGAGGAACAAGAACUUCCUGUUCCCAUGGGCACUUAUAAAUUCGACCCUGACCAGCUGGAUGAGAGCUUUGACCCCUUCAAGUGCGGCGGAUCCAAAAUCCAGAACUCUCCCCCACCGUUCGGUUCGAGCUUGAUGCCCAGACCCGAGCCAAUCGGUGGCUCCACGCCUGUGUGUGAGGCCGGCUCAGCAGCUCCAGCAGAAGCCGAGGUGAUGGCGUCAUCGUCAGAGGCCAAGUCUGUGAUGCUGGAGUUCGGCCUGGACGAGGGGACGGUCAGAAAGCCACCGCCGAGGAAGUUGGGUGGUAAAAAGUCAACCGGCAAACUUGGAGCCAAAAGACAGAAAGCCAAAGGAUCCGAGGCUCCCUGCAAACCCGCGCCAGAACCCACACUCUCAGAACCAGCAUCAGAACCAGUUCCUCAAACAUUAUCACAACCAGUUUUGGAUCCUCUUCCAGAAACUCCUUUGCCAGUUUCAGACUCUACUGCGCCAGUAAACCUCGAUGAUAUUCCUAUUGCUAAGUCGGGAGUGUAUAACUUUGAUCCAAGUCAGUGGGACGAUCCAAACUUCAAUCCGUUCGGAGGCAGUAGUGCAACAGGUAGCUCUCCGUUGCCCCCGAAGAGCUCCUACAGUUUUGAUCCGGACAAUUUGGAUGACUCCGCGGACCCUUUUAAACCCUCUAAAUCUAUAAGCACCGAGGACUCUUCCAGUAGCCCCCCUCGGCCGGAGAACAAAGGGAAAGACGGAAGCAAGCAGAAAGCAGGCCACCCGGCCGGAGAGAAGAAAGUCAGGCAGAUUCCCAAGAAAAACAAAGAGAAGACGAUCACCCCCCGGACAUCUGAACAAGUCAAGUUUCUCUGUUUUCUGUUGAAUCCCUGUAAAGUUCAGAAAUACGAGGACAGCCAGUCCUUGGUGCUUGACGUCUGCAAUCAGGAAGAGGAGGAGGAGGAGGAUGAGGUGGUGGUUCACACCCCAGAGAUUAAUCAGAGGGUUCAUCACGCCACUGAUGAGGAGAAGCUUGCCUCCACUGGCAUUAAGGGCCAGACAACAGACCAGGAGGAGGGAGGAGAACCUGAAUGCAAAAAAGCACCUGUGAGGAAAUAUCCAAUCGAUGAUAUUUCUUUCAUGGAUGGUCUUGACAUUAAGAUUACAGAUCAUAAGGAGGAGAAGGACCCCUGCAGCCUGAAAGAGGAUAUGAGUGAGAUAUCUAUGAUCCAAACAAUAAAGAUGGCCAGCGCUGAGGUCCAAGCCACAGCAGCUCUGUCUGCAGGACAGGACAACAUGUAUCUGAGUGAGAUGGACAAAGCAGGAGUGCUCAGCUUGAUUAGAGAAGAGAUCAUCACUAAAGAAGUUGAGGUCAGUGAGUGGAAGAGGAAGUAUGAGGAGAGCAGAUCUGAGGUUUUGCAGAUGAGGACAAUAGUUGCAGAGUAUGAAAAAACAGUUGCACAGAUGAUUGAGGACCAGCAGCAGCAGAAGUCGCUGUCCUGCAGUAAGUCAGUCCGGCAGUUGACCGCAGAGAGGGACCAGGCCAUAGCCGACCUCAACUCGGUGGAGCGCUCCUUCGCUGACCUCUUCAGGAGGUACGAGAACAUGAAGGGAGUCCUGGAGGGCUUCAAGAAGAAUGAGGAGGUGCUGAAGAAGUGCGCACAGGACUACUUGAUGCGGAUCAAGCAGGAGGAGCAGCGUUACCAAACCCUCAAGGUGCAUGCUGAGGAAAAAUUGGACAAGGCUAACGAGGACAUAGCCCAGGUACGUGCCAAGGCCGACUCUGAGAGCGUCGCUCUUAACGCCAGCCUGAGGAAGGAGCAGAUGAAGGUGGACUCACUAGAUAGAGCUGUCCUUCAAAAGAAUCAAGAGAUCGAGGAGCUCACAAAAAUAUGCGAUGAAUUGAUCGCCAAGCUGGGAACAGAAUAAGAGGCCUUUAAUUACACCCUUUCUCUCUCUUGAUGUAAAUACUGUACAUGAUCACACAUAAGCACACCUUUUUCUCUCUCCCUGCUCACAAUCUUUAUUGCAAAUGAACAACCACCUUUGGAAUACAGAUGGUUGCUGUUGUAACACUUAUUUAAAAAAUCAGGGCAAUUAUUUUUCUAACUUGGUAUACUGGCUCAUGGCAGUUAAAGAGGCACAACUUAUCAAAGGCAUGUUUUGAUUAUUUAAAAAAUGUAUUGAUCUUUCGCGGAGGAUAUACAGUAAUUUAAUGGCACUGUUGUGUGUGUGCAUCCGCAUUCGCAUGACAAAGACAAAUGACAAAUUUCUAUUUCUGUUUAUACAGUGUGUUGGGCACAAAACUGUAGGAAAUAACAAGGGAGCUGAGGGAGAGAGGAUGUAAACACACAGCAUGCACAUCUUUUAGCACAGUGCGUCUAGACUGUACUUGAAUGUAUAACAAUACAAAAGAAAUAGACUGAUACAAAAAUAAUCCCUCUCAACCCUCACUUAUGAACCACUAGAGGUGUAUUACGAUAUCUAUAUCUCCCUGACCCCUGCCUGUAUUUCCUCCUGUCGUCUGAUUUUGCUCCUGUGGGCGUCUGCAAAGAAAGUAACCCCACAGCCAAUAAUCACGGUGUGGGGCCCGUUCUCCCUCCCAGGUCAAACAGACCAGUCCGACGCAGACGGGUCCAUUUGGGAUGAGAGGUGCCUUGGGCUGUUUAACAUCAGGCAUCCCACAGAAGGUUUGUGAAGAGGUGCAGAUGUGCUUAUUUGUGCUUCAAAACAUAAAUGCAGUGAAACAAUGACAACAUCUCACUCCCCCUCUCUCGCCUGUCGAGCUGGUGAGAAUUUGACUACAUAUUCUACCUUUAACUGUGUGGGCGAUGCCGUCUUUAUCAAGGACAUGUCUCUAUUGAUUGACUUAACUGGCCCUUGAGUAUUGGUUUCCUGGCCUAUAGAUAUGUCUUGCUGCCAUUUAUUUUGUGAUACAGUUUAGUUAUUUUAGUUUUCUUCUUUCAUCACCAAAUUAACUAUAAGGUAAUUCAUAUUACUUGUAUACUUUAUAUAGUAUUAGUAUUUCUUAGGUUACCUUUGAGUUUGUUUGUCUUUGUUCCACACUUUAACAUACAAGUGAGUGGCAUAGUGCUACCAUAAAAUUGUAAUAAUUUCAUGAUGCAUCUGGGUUACAAUGCAGGAACGUUAAAACUAUUAAGCUGUUGCCAUGUACAUAUUUUUGGAUUGUAUUCCUAUUUUGUGUGAACUGAUGUUGCUGGCGUGCCUUUAUGAAGUUUAUUUUGUAACAUUGUGGCCAACGUUUGCUGUACAGCUGUACAGUAUAAAUGUUUUAUGAUCAAAAACAUCCAGAACAGUUAUAUUGUGGAAUGUCUGUGAUCAACCAGAGUUAAUCAGUAAUAUGUAAAAAUUAUUAUAAUAAUAAUAAAAACAAUACCCUCAUUGCUAACGUAAGCAUUUUGUGGUCCCAAUGAAUUUGAGGGAGCGCACAGGUUAAUUUGAUAUAUAAUGGACAGAUUCUUCUGUGGAUGCCUUGUUUCGUCAGCACAAUCAAUUGCCAAAUGUCCUUGUAAAAUUACAUGAGAGUGACUGUGUCCUAUUAUAGUGGUCUUACAUUAGUCUGAAAGUGCUUUUUCAUGAAAAUACAUUGUUAAAGUACAAUAUGUGUACAUUUUAUACUUUAUGAAAAGAAUAUUGUUCUUAAUAUUUGUAAAAAUAAAAUAAUUAAGUAUACCCAGAUUGUAUGUUAACAGCUAUAUUUUGUGCAAUCCUCAAUAAAUGGAUAAAAUGUAA